Penicillium alfredii is the source of this 195-nucleotide messenger RNA. RefSeq names its product glyoxalase domain-containing protein 5. The record is from RefSeq and is a predicted model, not a curated record. Lineage: Eukaryota; Fungi; Ascomycota; Eurotiomycetes; Eurotiales; Aspergillaceae. The transcript is spliced from 3 exons. Bases 1 to 195 code for a protein of 64 amino acids.
AUGGCGGCUACAUUUGCAGUCAAAACCUUGGACCAUCUUGUUCUAACAAAAAUCAAUCUUCAUCAAUCGGGUAAUGAGUUUGAGCCGAAGGCCCAGAAUGUUCAGCCUGGAAGCGCGGACCUGUACUUUGUGACGGAUGAGAGUGUCGAGACAGUUUUGCAAGCUUUCCGAGAUGCUAAAAUUGAGGCUUACUAA